This is a messenger RNA of Bombina bombina (fire-bellied toad), 1981 nucleotides long. RefSeq names its product fatty acyl-CoA hydrolase precursor, medium chain. NCBI's taxonomy places the organism in Eukaryota, Metazoa, Chordata, Amphibia, Anura, Bombinatoridae. The transcript is spliced from 13 exons. The record is from RefSeq and is a predicted model, not a curated record. Bases 98 to 1777 code for a protein of 559 amino acids.
UGCUUCUCUGGGCCACUGGCAAAGUUUCUCGCUGCUAUAAGACUCUCUCUUCUGCAUAUUUUCACUAAACAAUUUGCUGUUGCUGUUGGAAGUAAACAUGGAAAAUCUCAUCCAAGUCCUUCUUGUGUUGUGCCUGACCUUGAUGAUAGAUGGCAAAGGGGAAGAAGAUACAAAUCUUUUAUUGGUAAAAAAGUAUGGUCGGCUUCAAGGGAAAACUGUACACGUGAAAGAGACAGAACGGGCAGUGCAUGCUUUUUAUGGUAUUCCUUUCGCCAAACCUCCUGUUGGACCAUUAAGAUUUGCCUCUCCAGAACCAGCUGAACCAUGGAACUCUAUCAGAGAUGCAACCCAGGAUCCACCCAUAUGCUUACAAAGCAGAGGAAUGAUACAAAAAAUAUUAGACUUUUUAAAGGUGGAGUUAAAUUUCCCUCCAGUUACUGAAGACUGCCUGUAUCUUAACGUAUUCACUCCAGCGGACAGACAGCACCAUUCUAAACUACCUGUAAUGGUUUUCAUACAUGGAGGAGGUUUAUCUAUGGGAGGAGCAUUUAUGUUUGAUGGAUCUGCUUUAUCUGCACAUGAAAAUGUGGUGACUUUGUCCAUCCAGUACAGACUUGGCAUUGCAGGGUUCUUUAGUACUGGUGAUGAGCAAGCACCUGGAAACUAUGGAUUUUUGGAUCAGGUUGCUGCAUUAAAGUGGGUUCAAGAGAAUAUUGAGGAUUUUGGAGGAGACCCACAGUCUGUUACUAUAUUUGGGGAAUCUGCUGGUGGAGUCAGUGUUGCUGCACAUGUAUUAUCACCUUUAUCCAAAGGCUUGUUCCAAAGAGCGAUAGCAGAGAGCGGAGUGGCUCUAAUAUCUGCUAUGGUGGUCAAUAAAGUUGAAGAGGUCAUGUUUUUCAGAAAUAUGGUGGCAAAUAUAUCUGGCUGUGAUUCAUUAGAUUCAUCUGUGCUGCUGCAUUGUUUGAAGCGGAAAACAGAAGAUGAGAUGGUUACCCUUGCCACAUCCCUGGAAAAAGUGGCCAUACCUGCGUGUGUAGAUGGGGAGUUUAUUCCUAAAAGCCCUGAAUCGAUUUUGGCAGCAAAAGAAAGUAACCGUGUUCCUUUCAUUGUUGGCGUUACCAACCAUGAAUUUGGAUGGAUUCUUCCUCUUAGCAUGAAUCUAAGUGGAUUAAAAGAAGGAAUGAAUAAAGAUACUGUGCAGUCAACACUCAUCAAUAUUCCUAUAUUUGGUCCCAUAUCUGAGUUUCUGCCUUUGAUUAUGGAUGUAUAUUUUGGUGACACAGAAGAUCCUUUAGAAAUCCGAAACCGGUUCCUUGAUUUAUGUGGAGACCUUAUUUUUGUUUUGCCCUCCAUCAAAACUGCCAAAUAUCACCGAGACUCUGGCCUUCCUGUUUUCUUCUAUGAAUUUCAGCACCGUCCUUCAAUCUUCCGCAAUUCUAAGCCAGCCUUCGUUAAAGCAGAUCAUGGUGAUGAACUCUUAUUUGUUAUUGGAGGUCCAUUUUUGAAAAGCAAUGGACUUUUCGGAGGUAACGUUACAAAUGAAGAAAAAGCCCUGAGCAAGACACUAAUGAAGUACUGGGCCAACUUUGCUCGAAAUGGUAAUCCUAAUGGGCCGGGUUUAACAGAAUGGCCAGAAUAUGAUGAAGAUGAAGAUUAUCUGGAAAUCGCCUUGAACCAGAAGCCUGCAAAGAAGCUUAAGGAGAAAAUUGUAGAGUUUUGGACCAUCACUAUUCCGGAAAAAAUGCAGAAGAAAAGAGAGGAAAAGGGAGAGCUUUAGAGUUGUCUAGAUUGUGUUUUUGUUUAUUUUAAAAAAUAUGUGCAUUUUCUAACCACUAUUUGUAAAGAGGGCCCAAAGUUUAGAAGCAUGACAUUAAAACUAUAUAGGAAAUUGACUCACAAUAUGUGAUAAGAAUGGUCUUUGAGAAGUCACAUGCUUUUGUUGUUUAUUUGCCUAAUUAAAACUGAUACAUGGUAAAUUAAA